Messenger RNA from Ordospora colligata OC4, 411 nucleotides. Its product is annotated as subunit 10 of anaphase-promoting complex. The transcript has a single exon. The record is from RefSeq and is a predicted model, not a curated record. Gene Ontology annotation, biological process: protein K11-linked ubiquitination; anaphase-promoting complex-dependent catabolic process. Lineage: Eukaryota; Fungi; Microsporidia; Ordosporidae. Gene Ontology annotation, cellular component: anaphase-promoting complex. Bases 1 to 411 code for a protein of 136 amino acids.
AUGGAAAUACGGUUGAGCUCGUUCAAAAGAGAGCAUUCGCUGAAAGAGUUGUUGUCGAAGGACAUGUCAGAGUAUUGGGCAUCAGAUGAUGUGUUGCCACAUGCAAUACAGAUUUCAUUUUCAAAGGUAAGAUAUGUUCAGGCCGUGCAGUUGUUUCUGAGCUUUUCACAGGAUGAUAGCUACACACCCGAGAGGGUUGAGAUCAGAGCUGGGAUGACCAGGGAAGACAUCCAGGCAAUAGGAUCUGUUGUACUUAUUGAACCUGAGGGAUUGGUUACGCUCUGUGUUGCAAGGAGAUGUCUAUACAUUCAAGUGGUUAUCCAUUCAAACCAUCAGGAAGGAAAGGACAGUCAUGUAAGGCACAUAAAGGUGCUGGAAUCUUUAACAAAGGAAAUAUACCACAAAGUAUAA